CGAACGGAAUAAAGCGCAGUACAUGCUAACAACGGCGGCUAACAAAUAAACAGAAAGCUGUUUCGCCAUGGCAGAGACUCACAGCCUGCAGGACAUGAGGCAGCAGGCAGCCAUCGCCUCCAAAGUGUUCAUCCAGAGAGACUACACCAGUGGGACCAUGUGCCAGUUCCAGACCAAGUUACCAUCUGAGCUCGAGGCCCGGAUUGAUAAGCAGCAGUUUGAGGAAACUGUGAGGACACUGAAUAACCUUUAUGCUGAAGCAGAGAAGCUCGGAAGUCAGUCGUUUAUCGAGGGCUGUUUGGCCUGUCUCACUGCCUAUACUGUCUUUCUGUGCAUGGAGACGCACUACGAAAAGGUUUUAAAGAAGAUUGCCAAGUUUAUCCAGGAGCAGAAUGACAAAAUCUACGCCCCACGUGGCCUGCUCCUCACCGACCCCAUCGAACGAGGCCUCAGAGUUAUCGAAGUCACUAUUUUUGAAGACAGAAGCCUGACCAGAUAAAAGCAGCCAAAUCACUGGAGUCCAUCUGUGUUGAGUCUGACCAUUGAAGUCCAGAGACCGCCACCUGCUGGGCAAACUGCGUAUCUACAAUCUCCUCUCUUAACUGUAACACUAUACUACCUUAUGCAUGACCCGUAAUAACAUUAUACGUGUAGUCUUUGCUUUUGCCAAUUUAAUCGUAGAGAAGCAAAGACCAUAUCUAUAGGGUUUAAUAUAGUUCUUUUUAAGCAUUGCCUUCAUGUUGCUAUGACAUUUUAAGUUCGAAGUUGAGAUUAUUUUCAUUAUUUAUUUUUACUUUUAUAAUAUAAAGUUAAUUUAAGAUUUUCUUAAUUUUUUUUGCAAUAUACACCAAUCAGGCACUAUGUUAUGACCACCCGGCUUCAAGCACACAGAUUCAUAACUGACCACUGCAGACCAGCAACACUGCACAAGAGCUGCAGAGGACUAUGUCUAAACCAGAACUCAACCAGGACUAAGGCAAGUCUUAACCAGGUCUAAAUCAGAUCUAAACCAGAACUAAACUAAAUUUAAACCAGAGCUAAACUAGAACUUAAGCAGAAUUAAACCAGAACGAAACCCAGUUUACACUAGGUCAAAACCAAAGCUAAACUAAGACUAAACCAGGUCUAAGCCAGAACUCAACCUGGUCUAAACCAAAUCUAGACCCAGGUCUAAAUUGGGCCUAAACUAGGACUAAACUAGGACUAAACCAUAAAUAAACAAGGACUAAACCAGAACCAAACCACAAAUAAUCAAGGCCUAAACUGUAUCUAUCCAAGAACUAAACUAGGACUAAACUAGAACUAAACCAGGUCUAAACCAGAUAAGCACCUCUGAUAGAUACCGACCCCUGCAGACUAGAAACACCUGCAAAACUGCACUAAACCAGUUCAGGAUGAAACCAGAACUUAAACAAGUCUUACUCUUACCCAGAUUAAACCGGGUCUAAACCGGGUCUAAACCAGGUCUAAACCAGGUCUAAACCAGGUCUAAACCAGGUCUAAACCAGGUCUAAACCAGGUCUAAACCAGGUCUAAACCAGGUCUAAACCAGGUCUAAACCAGAAACAGAUAGAUAUAUAAAUACUUAUCCUAAAGGAAAUUCAAAUAAAUAAAUAGUGCUUAAACAGUAUUAAAGCAGCAUUUAAACCGGGACUUAAACCGGGACUUGAACCUCCUUUGUUUCUCACUCCACCUGCCUGUGGUCGUAAUAUUAUGGCUGAUUGGUGCAUGCCUGAACACUCCAUUAGACUAAACAGACAGGGUAACUUUAGCUAACCUCAUUCAUCAUAGUUCACAUAUAACAUAUAACUUUAUAUAAAAAUACCUUAUGGUGUGUGGGGUUAAGUCCAACAUUUAGGAAAAUUGUAUGAUACUGUCUGUUAAUAACAUUCCAGUUAGAUCAUAACACAAUGAGAUCUAUACAGAAAAUCUGUUAAUUAAAAGAAAAAAUAAUUGUUUAUAAAUAGAACUUGAGGUAAUAUUUUCAGUGAUUUUGACAAUGACCAGUUUUAUUAGAUUGAGAAAUAUAGUCCAGUAUUUUGAGGGAUUUAUCAAAACAAGGAAGCCUAAAAGGUAUUUGGUGUUUUUGAUUUAUUUUUUGAGUGAAGAUGUUUAAUAUCUCAUUCAAAAAUAAUAAUAAUUGUUGAAUACUGCAAGCAUUGUUAUAGAAACAUGAUUUGUAUUUAUCUGAUUGGAUCAUUUCUUGAGAACCAAAACACCAAAAGUAAACAUCAAGACCUUAGCCAUCAUGUCCAAUGUUUUUAUAAGUAAGAAUAAAUCAGCAUCUCAAUAGGUUGUGUUCACAUCUCAGCCAGUUUAACAUUGAGCUGGAGGACAGAAUCCUCUGGUGAGAUUUGAUACUGUGAGACUGGUCAGGUCAACACAUCUGCAUAGACAUGAUUGUUGUCAGUUGAAAGGAGUUAAAGCCAUAGGAUUAAUAUUGUAGGUAUGUGGAGCCAAUCCCAAACAAAUAAUGAUAAGGUUUAAUGUUUUUGGAUUGUUAAUUUGGAUAACUCUUCUAUGAAAUGAUACAAGUCCUCCCCUCCAUCAUGUCACCGUGAAAUACUAUAACGUGAACACAACCUUUUGUUAUUAUCAGUAAAUUUCAUUUGCACAGACAUCUUCCCUGUCCACAAAUGCACAAAGCACCGACCUUCUGCACCUGUUUCACAAACUAAAUGGUCCAUGUUGACGCUUAAAUAGUCUUAAGUACGUCUGUAGGCGUCGCCAUGAUUGUUUUGAUCGGCUUGGGCGCUUGGCCUUUGGCCUCUGCACAAACCUCAAUGCUGCUCUGUGAUUGGUCCUUACAGCGAGACUCUCUCAAGAUGGAUUCUCAUGAGUUCGUGAACUCACAGAUAUUGUGAGAAUCCAUCUUGCUUUGCAAGGUUAUAACAAUAUAACAUGGUUAAAAGAUCAAACAAGUCCAUUUUGCGUAAUUUGUGUUCUUUAAAGUCUGAAACCAGUGCUUGUCCCGUGCUGUGCUUGUCCUCUACUCCUGUAGUAGUACUUGUAGUAGUAGUAGUAAAAGUACUUGAGCUUGAGUGCGUACUUGCCGCUGUCUCGUUAACACUGUGUAGUAGUGGUGGUUCUGCCUCUGACCGCAGUAUUCAAAGUGCUCUUGUUUUUAUAAUGGUGCCUGUUGUGGCUAUUCGAAUGUUUUAGCUGUAAGAAUUCUAUUAAGGGUCACUUAUCCUGCUUGGAAUAUGGAGAACUAUAUUUUACUUUUGGGUGCAUAGUGGCUCAGUGGUUAACUUUAUAGAUACCUGACAAGAAGUAACAUUGUGGUAGCAUUUUAUAAUUACUGCAACUUAUUUAGCCUUAAUAAAGCACAGCAAACAAACCUCAAAUCAUUAAUUAAGAAUGAUUCAGGCUUACGUACAGUGACUUUAAUUAGAGGGUUAGAAUGAUAAGUUACUAAGCCUGAAUCAUUCUUGAUAAACGAUUUGUUCAUUAUGAAGUCUUUGUUUGUGCUUUAAGUGGAGUUAUUAUAAAGUGCUACCAAAAUUGCUUCUUGUCAAUGUGCCAUAAAUGGGUUGUGAAAAAUAAGGCCAAUGCAAUCUGAAGUCACAAUUCAAAACUAAAUAUUCUAUCUUUAAAAUGUUCAAAAGGCCACAAUAUGCACUCAUAACAGAAAGAAGCCAUGAGGAAGUAAGUUCUUGCGCCCUCUGCUGGUGUUUUGUAUGAAGAUUUAAGACUCCUAUAAAAUGGAAACAUCAAAAUCCUCUUACCAGUUUCACUUUGUUUACCUCAGUAGUAUAUUACAUUUGCUAAAUAUAGUUAGUUAAAACCUUGGAUAUGUUUUUAAGUUAAAGUUCCUGAUUCUGGGACAGUAAAACUCUUUAUAAUUAGAUGCAGGCAGCACACAACAGACUUAUUUUGACCUGAAGAGCUGCUUAUACAAUAUAUCUGCACUGGGACAAGAAUGCUCAGCUCUGAUACAGACAGAAUAAGUGACCUUUUAGGACCUGGCAUUUUGAUUCCUGUAUUUCUGAAGUAUACUGUCCAUUUUAGCUUUGGGCUAAUAGUAAAACUGUACAAACUACUUUUAAGAAUGUCACUGUUGUGUUUCAUGUUUUAUUUCAAAACUGUAAAUAACUUUUUUUAAUGAUAAUUUCUGAUUGUGUCUGUAUUUAUCUUGAGCCUCCUAAUGUUUUUGUAAUCAGACUUAUGCUAAAGAAUAAACUGCUGUCUAUACACACCGUGUUGAUGUUG
Periophthalmus magnuspinnatus is the source of this 4212-nucleotide messenger RNA. RefSeq names its product golgin subfamily A member 7-like. Lineage: Eukaryota; Metazoa; Chordata; Actinopteri; Gobiiformes; Gobiidae. The transcript has 6 exons. The record is from RefSeq and is a predicted model, not a curated record. Gene Ontology annotation, cellular component: palmitoyltransferase complex; Golgi stack. Gene Ontology annotation, biological process: peptidyl-L-cysteine S-palmitoylation; protein targeting to membrane; Golgi to plasma membrane protein transport. Bases 68 to 499 code for a protein of 143 amino acids.